AUGUCCGCCUGUGACCCAUCGUGCAGUAGCGGAAGCUGUUGUGAAGCUGAUCAGAAUGAGAGAUGUAAAGAAAGCGAUGUGGACGGUGAGAUCAGAGAGGCUGAAAAGAUUCUGAAUGCAUUCCUGUGCUAUGGUCUGUAUGGUCGUGAGAUGGCGUGCAGAACAAUGAUGUCAUUCAAAAAGCUAUCCCCCACUCACAAGGAAAUAAUACUGAAGUCCCAUAAUGAACACAUGCGCAAUGUGCUCAAAUGCGUAGAUCAUAACCAAGAGAUUUUGAAGAAAAUCAUAAGCUAUGGUUUGAGUGUCUUUGGGGAAGAAUUUGCGACUAAGACCAGAAGGAUACGUCAAAAACGACGUCCGGAUCCUCAUUACAUGUCCAAAGUUCUGAGCGUGUUGCGUCAGAUAGUGCGAGAGUGGACCACUGAAGGAAAACCGGAACGUGAUGCUACAUAUAAACCACUUUUGGAUAUUGUUCGAGAACGUUAUUCAUCUACCAGUGAGCGCAGCUCGAUAAAAAUAAUGGUUCCUGGUUCUGGGCUUGGUCGUCUAGCGUUUGAACUUGCGAAAGAAGGUUUCACCGUCGAGGGGAAUGAGUUCAGCAUGGUUAUGUUGAUGACCUCCUCUUUCCUCCUGAAUGCUUGCUUCGAGCCAGAGGAGCAUGUAGUAUAUCCUUACGCGUUGGAUAAGAGCAAUUCUUGGUCUUACGAAGACCAGACGAGACCUGUAUACUUUCCUGAUCUUGGCAAGUCAAGAAACGAGGCCCCUCCAAAUUUCUCGAUGAUCGCCGGUGACUUUUUGGAGAUAACACAAUCGAGGUCAUCACAUUUCGAUUGUGUGACUACUGCAUGGUUCAUCGACACCGCCAAGAAUAUAAUCGAUUAUAUAGAGACUAUUUAUAAGAUUCUCAAGCCAGGAGGAAUUUGGCUGAACGUUGGACCACUCACUUACCAUUAUGAGGAUAUGAUUGAGGAGGUAAUCCGUCUGUCUCAGUUCCAGAUAUGA
Messenger RNA from Ostertagia ostertagi, 1002 nucleotides. NCBI's taxonomy places the organism in Eukaryota, Metazoa, Nematoda, Chromadorea, Rhabditida, Trichostrongylidae. The record is from the annotation of a GenBank genome assembly.